AUGUCGGGGCGUCGUUGGUUUGCUCCGUCGGCGAUCCCGCCCAUCCUGCUGCUUACCUUUGUCACGUCGUUCGCCUUCAACCAUGCACUCAUCACCACCGAGCGUCGACACCAGUUGCGCACCCACCGUAUCCGCAUCGCACUGCUCCAGGACACUAUCGCAUUCAACACCCUCCGGCUCUACCAACUCCAACCCGCGUCACAAUCGCUUCUAGCACGGCUGUUCAAACGACCAAGUGAAGGGGGGCAGCUGGAUGCGGAGGAGCUCGACUCGCUCGUGCGCAGGUGGAGAGCCGUAGGCGUCAACCCCUUCGACCAAGGCCUACUGCCUGCCUCCUAUAGACCGCAUUCGCACAGCACCGACGAGGCGAGAGUGGGGCCAAAGGAGGUAGCUUGGUCCGAGAUUUUGCUUGGAAGCCCAGAGAAACGCACCUCGCUCACACAGCGUUGGCAGCAAGUCACUGCCGGUAUCAGAGAAUCCUUCUCCCACCCAGGCUCAACACAAUCACAUCCAGACUCAUCAGACGACGACAAGGAGCUCGAAGAACUAGGUCGUCUCUGGUCAUCUAUCUCCAAGCAGUAA
Moesziomyces antarcticus is the source of this 582-nucleotide messenger RNA. RefSeq lists its product as uncharacterized. The record is from RefSeq and is a predicted model, not a curated record. Lineage: Eukaryota; Fungi; Basidiomycota; Ustilaginomycetes; Ustilaginales; Ustilaginaceae. Bases 1 to 582 code for a protein of 193 amino acids. The transcript has a single exon.